GGAGCCCACAGUACAACAGGAGUGGAUACCACAGUGCUGUCUGGUGCUGAAUCCACAGGUCCACCGACCUCCAAAACUUUCUUCCCUCUUUCUUUCCCUCUCUCUCUCUCUCUUCUGAUUUUGCCUUCUUUGGCUCUGGGUUCCAACCAUUCAAGGUCUUGAAAUAUGCUCAUCUGUAACAGAGUUUGGCUUGAGGAAGAGCAGCGACGCAGUUGGAAUUAAAACCUUUGGUAGCCACCAUUUGGGCUCGCAGAUAUUUUUGUCUUUAUCUACAAAGCCACCCGGUCCCUGCCUCGGGCAACCCGUCCCCAAAAGCCAUGGAGCAGCCUGUGCUGAAGGCUCGAUCGCCCACGGGCCAGACAGGUUCAGCCGUUCCCACGGCCAAGCAGCCAUCCUCAAACACCUCCGACACCACGGGCCCCAAAGAGGUGGAACUGAUCCUGGUGAAGGAACACAACGGGGUCCAGUUCACCGCCUCUACCCUGGCCAACCAGGCUGGCCGCAGCCACGCCCCGGGGCCCAGUCACGGACACACACCUCUCCCAGGGGAGGAGAGGGAGACCUGGGGCAAGAAGAUCGACUUUCUCCUGUCAGUUAUCGGCUUCGCUGUGGACCUGGCCAACGUCUGGAGGUUCCCCUACCUAUGCUACAAGAACGGAGGAGGAGCGUUCCUGGUGCCCUACAUGUUCUUCAUGGUGAUAGCCGGCAUGCCUCUGUUCUACAUGGAACUGGCUCUGGGGCAAUACAACCGAGAGGGAGCUGCUGGCGUCUGGAAGAUAUGCCCCAUAUUCAAAGGCGUUGGUUUCACUGUGAUCCUGAUCAGCCUGUACGUGGGCUUCUACUACAACGUGAUCAUCGCCUGGGCUCUGUUCUACCUGUUCUCCUCGUUCACCGGGGACCUGCCCUGGGUCCACUGCAACAACACCUGGAACAGCCCCAACUGCUCGGACCUCUGGGCCUUCAACACCUCCCUGAAUGACUCGCACAAGUCCACCCCAGCCGCGGAGUACUUCGAGCGAGGUGUGCUCCACCUUCAGGACAGUGAGGGUAUUGCGGACCUGGGCCUGCCCCGCUGGCAGCUGACAUCCUGCCUUGGCGUGGUCAUCGUGGUUCUCUACUUCAGCCUCUGGAAGGGGGUGAAGACCUCAGGGAAGGUCGUGUGGAUCACAGCCACCAUGCCAUACCUGGUCCUGACAGUGCUGCUUCUCCGUGGUGUCACCCUCCCUGGGGCCAUUGAUGGCAUCAAAGCCUACCUCAGCGUCGACUUUCUGAGACUCUGUGAGGCACAGGUCUGGAUAGAAGCUGCCACUCAGAUCUGCUUCUCUUUGGGAGUGGGGUUUGGUGUGCUAAUAGCGUUCUCCAGCUACAACAAAUUCAGCAACAACUGCUACAGAGAUGCCAUCAUCACCAGCUCAAUCAACUCUCUGACCAGUUUCUUCUCGGGCUUCGUAAUCUUCUCCUUUCUGGGCUACAUGUCUCAGAAACACAACGUACCACUGGAUAAAGUUGCCACUGAUGGACCAGGACUGGUGUUUAUUAUCUAUCCAGAGGCGAUAGCUACGUUACCUGGCUCUUCAGUCUGGGCCGUAAUCUUCUUCAUCAUGCUGCUCACUCUAGGCAUUGACAGUGCUAUGGGAGGCAUGGAGUCUGUGAUUACUGGGCUGAUUGAUGAGUUCAAGUUCCUCCACAAACACCGAGAGCUCUUCACCCUCUUCAUCGUCGUGUCCACCUUCCUCAUCUCGCUGUUCUGCGUCACCAACGGUGGGAUCUAUGUAUUCACUCUGCUGGACCAUUUCGCCGCCGGGACGUCAAUCCUCUUCGGAGUGCUUAUCGAGGCCAUCGGCAUCGCCUGGUUCUACGGAGUGGAUCGGUUCAGUGAUGACAUUGAGGAGAUGAUCGGCCAGAGGCCAGGCCUGUACUGGAGAUUGUGCUGGAAGUUUGUCAGCCCUUGUUUCCUUUUGUUCAUGGUGGUCGUGAGCUUUGCUACGUUCAACCCUCCUAACUACGCGACGUACACCUUUCCUAUGUGGGCUAACGUGAUUGGCUGGUGUCUGGCCAUUUCCUCAAUGUCCAUGGUGCCUCUCUACGCCAUCUACAAGAUGUGCACCCUGCCUGGGAAGUUCUGUGAUAGGCUGGCCUACGCCAUAACUCCGGAACAUGAGCACCACCUGGUGGACAACGGGGAAGUAAGGCGGUUCACGCUCCAACACUGGCUUGUGAUCUGAGCACGCGAAUGGGGCGGAGAGAUCUGUUCACAUGGAGGAUGGAGCGUUAAUGGGAUGGAUGGAAGGAUUGAUGACGGAAGGAGGACCACUAGACAUGGGGUGUACCAAGAACAGAGAGAAUUGUUUUAAGUGCCAACAAAGCUGUAAAGUUGUAGCGGUCUUUAAUUUCGUCAAUGGACGUGUGGCUAUGUGCUGUGAUCUAGAUCACACUGUUGUUGACAUUUGGUCAAUAAAUACAUUAAUAAAUAUAAGUCUUAACUCUAUUUACAAUGACUGUUAUGGUGAUGGCUAAGGUUGUCCAUCCAAUAUAUUCAUGUAUUUAUAUGUUCGUUUUGUGGGCUGAGAAAUAUUGAUAGGACUGAAUAAGCAUCAUAUGACUAUCCACUGUAAAGGAAACUUUCAGAUACAGUAUUUAUUUAAAAAACAAUAUGUCAUGGCCAAUAUUCCAACAUUUUGUGUUCCUUCAUUCUACUGUAUCUAUACAAAUAUUGUGUUACAAAAUGAAAAGUGUUUCUCCGUAGCACUCUUCAAAUAAUUCAUGGAGGCUUGAGUGGGGACAAAUGUCAGAAUGACAACAUACCGUACCUCAAAACGUUAACUAAGUUUAACUAAGUUCACUAUUUUACAUUGUUAUGUUAGUUUGAUGGUCCGUAACCUUUGGAGCAAUCUAUGGGCAGAGAAAAUGUUUCAAUCUGUAUUUAGUUGUUUUUUGAAACAGCCAAAACAAAUGUUUGACAGCUAUAUAGCCGAUCCUAGCACAAAAUGAAUGGUAGUGAUGGGGACAUUUGAACAUGUUUAAUUAUGGACCAAUGACCUUAAUGAAACAACUAAACUAAACGACCAUCUUUUCACAAAUAUUAAGCUAAUGGUUGGUAAAUUUAGCUGCCGAUAGUAGCGGCAGUUUAAAAAAAACUGUCUAUGGAUGACUUUCUGUCUUCGCCAACAGCGAAGUCUUCAAGGAGAGAAACUGUCUAACAUCAUGUUGUAAAAUAGUGAACUACUUGUUCAAAACCCUUACACAUCCACAAUUUUUGCUGCCUGUCUCAACCAUUUUGUUUGUUUAUCCAAUAAAUAUGACCAAUUCAGUUAAUGAUUAAUAAGAUUCGAUAGUUUGGCAAAGCUACGUUUUUCUCCAUGACAAGUGUGCAGUAUUAGAGGAAGUGACCUCACCCUAUUCUAGAGCCCUAGUCAAAUAUUUUUGCAAGUUGGGAAUGGGGUGACAUCUGCAACACACACUAUCAUAGUAUCGUGCAACAGAAUUCAAGCAACCAAAGAUGAUAAAGUAGAAACAUUUAGGAUAAACUACUCAGAGACAUCUAUUCACAUGUACUGCUCUGGUGUUACCAAGAAAAGAAAAUGUUCUCAUGUUUUCAAAUAUUUUAAUGUGUGUAGUAAUGUCUUGAAAAGCUUCACGUCAAAUGUUUCCAACCAGGUUUUUUUUAUACAAAACAGCAACAGCCAACAUUAUAUUUGAAUUUGUCAAGAAAGCGCAGAGAUUUAAUGCUUUCUAAUGGGUUCUAAUAUACAGUACCAGUCAAAGGUUUGGUUACUCACUUGAAUGGGUGUGUCCAAACCUUUGGCUGUUUAAAGGCUGUUUUUUUCUCAUUUUAAAAGACUUGUGUGUAAUGUAACUGACUAUAUACUGUGUUAUGGUGUAAUUAUGCGUGAACUUCUGAGGGACUUGUAUUAUUGGUUGAUCGUUUGCAAGAUAAUAUGACAAUUUCCUGUUUGAGUGAUGCCCUUGUGUAUUUUGGAUUAUUUUGUACUGUAAAUCUAAAAAAUAAAAGCUUGACAGGUGA
This is a messenger RNA of Esox lucius (northern pike), 4024 nucleotides long. RefSeq names its product solute carrier family 6 member 3 (gene slc6a3). Bases 318 to 2225 code for a protein of 635 amino acids. Gene Ontology annotation, cellular component: presynaptic membrane; neuron projection; neuronal cell body membrane. The transcript is spliced from 16 exons. Gene Ontology annotation, biological process: sodium ion transmembrane transport; dopamine uptake involved in synaptic transmission. Lineage: Eukaryota; Metazoa; Chordata; Actinopteri; Esociformes; Esocidae. The record is from RefSeq and is a predicted model, not a curated record. Gene Ontology annotation, molecular function: norepinephrine:sodium symporter activity; dopamine:sodium symporter activity.